AAGGAUGUAUUGCCGGUUGGAGCGUCAGUAAACACCGUCACUAGACAUGGGACAGACGGUGCUCACCUGCAUUGUCCUCGGACUGCUCUUGAGCAGCGGACAUUCCUCGGUAAGAGUCCGCCGCGGCUAUGGUAGUGGAGGCGGCGGAGGCGGAGGAGGCUUCGGUUUCGGCGGCGGUGGCGGUGGGGGCUUUGGCUUCGGAGGUGGCCUCGGCGGCGGCGCUGGCGGCGGCGCUGGCGGCGGCGCUGGCGGAGGCUUUGGAGGAGGCCUCGACACUAUCCGUGAGGGAGUCGACAACAUAAUUGGAAAAGUUCACGCCGGUCUGUCCCACCUCGGAAGAGGCGGUGGUGGAGUCGGUGGUGGCGCCGGCUUUGGAGGCGGCGCCGGCGGAGGCCUAGGUGGUGGAGCGGGAGGCAGUGGCAGUGGAAGCUUCGGAGGAGGCAAUGAGAAAUCCAUAUACACAACCUCAGACGAUGGAAAAUCUGGUGGAUUCGCGUUCACUGGCACUUUGGGAGGCGGAAAGGGCGGCUACGGAGGCGGCGGUGGAUACAGCAGCGGUGGCAGCGGAAGUGGUGGCUACGGAGGUGGCGCCGGAUUUGGCGGUGGCGCGGGCGGUGGCGCGGGCGGUGGCUCAGGAGGUGGUGGCGGGCUUGGAAAUGGAGGUGGAUCUGGAGGGAGCGGAGGCUCUAAUGGUGGCCACAGUGGUAGCGGAAGUGGCGGAUUCGGCGGAAGCGGCAGUGGGGGUUCUGGCGGUACCGGUAGCGGUGGUCACGGAGGCAGUGGGAGCGGCGGAUUUGGUGGAGGCGCUGGCGGUGGCGCUGGAGGUGGUUUCGGUGGCGGCGGUGGCCUAGGCGGCGGCAGCGGUCAUGGAGGCUCUAAAGGCGGAAGUAGUGGCUCAGGAAGCGGCGGCUACGGUGGAAGUGGCUCCGGUAGUUUUGGAGGCAGUGGAAGCGGAGGCGGUGGAAGUGGAGGCAGUGGAAGCGGAAGCAAUGGCGGAUUCGGCUCUGGAGGUGGUGGAGGCGCUGGUGGCGGUUUUGGAGGAGGCCUCGGCGGCGGCAGUGGACACGGAGGCUCUGGAGGUGGAGGCAGUGGAGGCUCCGGUAGCGGCGGAUACGGUGGAAACGGUGGCGGAAGUGGAUCCGGCGGACAUGGAGGUAACGGUGGAUUCGGAGGUGGUGCCGGCGGUGGCUUCGGAGGCGGGGCCGGUGGCGGCGGCGGCAAAGGUGGCUAUGGAGGAUCUGGUGCUGGAGGCGGCGGCACUGGAAGUGGUGGAUAUGGAGGCUCUGGAGGCGGUGGUUCCGGAAGUGGCGGUAAUGGUGGAUUCGGCAGCGGCGGCUCCGGUAGCGGUGGUCUUGGAGGCGGGCAUGGAGGUGCUGGAGGCGGCGGUCUUGGCGGCGGACACGGCGGUGGUAGCGGUGGCGGUCUUGGAGGUGGCCACGGAGGCGCCGGAGGCGGUGGAUUUGGAGGCAGUGGAAGUGGCGGCUUAGGUGGUGGUCUUGGCUUCGGCGGCGGCCUCGGAGGGGGUCUUGGAGGCGGUCUCGGAGGUGGUGCCGGUGGCGGCGGCGGCAAAGGUGGCUAUGGAGGAUCAGGCGCAGGAGGUGGCGGCGCUGGUGGACUAGGAGGUGGACUAGGAGGUGGAUUUGGUGGUGGACUCGGCGGCGGCGCAGGUGGCGGUGCGGGCGGUGGCCUUGGAGGCGGCCACGGCGGCGCUGGCGGUAGCCAUGGUGGCGCCAACGGCGGCUCCGGUUGCAGCUCGGGUUGCGGAGGCAGCGGCGGCUACGGCGGACACGGAGGCGCCUUCGCUUCUGCCAGUGCCAAAGCCUCCGCAUCUGCUAGCGCGGGCAGCUACGGCAAAUAAUAUCAAACCUAACUAUAACUUGUGAUAGUCAUGUGCACGGCCAUAUUGAAUGAAAUUAGUAUUUUAGAUGUAAUUUUUAUAAAUAAAGCUUAAUUUAUAUUUUUA
Molecule: messenger RNA, 1963 nt
Organism: Manduca sexta (tobacco hornworm)
Lineage: Eukaryota; Metazoa; Arthropoda; Insecta; Lepidoptera; Sphingidae
Product: glycine-rich cell wall structural protein
Exons: 2
Coding region: 47-1858 (603 amino acids)
Source: RefSeq, a predicted model, not a curated record